AUGAGCUGGAACCCCGCUAUGAGCGCUCAGGUAAUUGCCCCAGGGAGUGGCCACUUGAUCAUAGGAGACAGUUUGUUGAGGGAUCUGAAUGAGAUCUUCGUCUAUGGUCAGACUACCACUCUGUUCUUUGGAGGAGCCUCAGUGGCUCAGGUCAUCAAGAUGAUGGAGUUCCAGAACGAAGAUCACCUGGAUAUAUUGGUAAUAAUGCUGGGAAACAACGACGUCUCGAGAGCCCCAGUGACUCCGGAGAGCAAGUGGGAGCCUCUAAUGGUAUGCCUCUUAAACGAACUGAAGGAGAAUUACAGGCCCAGGCUUGUAGUGUUGUGCACGAUACCACAAAACCCGCUGGUGGGCACCACAGUACCAGAAUUCAUGAAUGGCAACGUGACACGGAGGAACGAUCCGCCUGCCAUGGCAAACCCAGCUUCAGCAGCCGGACCGUCUACGAGCGCCGUGCCAGUGGAGGGAGUUGAACCAGGCAUCGUGCUGCUUUGGAACCGAUCAGACCCUAGUCAUUGGAGACAGUACGAGGCGGACAUGUCAACGAAGUUGAACAUGAAUACUUUGACGUGUCGGGAGGACGCAAUGAAAAUGAUUGGCGGAGAAAGAGGUAUGUCGAAAAUGUAUGGUAAGGUAGUGGUAUUGAAGAGAGAUGGUCAGGAUGGAGCCAGUUUCCCUAUGCACACCAAAUCUAUCACAAUCGGAAGGAUGCCAGAAUGCGACAUCAGAGUGCAGUUGCCGACUGUGUCCAGACGCCACUGUAGACUGAGUGUGAAUUCCAACCAGCAGGUGCUCCUCACCAACCUCAGCAGUGUCAACCCAGUACAACUCAACGGAAAAACGAUCAAGCAAGAGGCACCAGUGUACCACGCGGACAUUGUUCAAGUGGAUGACAGAUUCUUCAGGUUUGAGUACCCGCCCAACAGUGUGUUCAUGCAUAUUCCGAAGAGCGCAGAUCUGAAGGAUUUCGCAAGGAAAAUGAUUAAUGUAUUGAAUAAUCAAGAAGAAGAAGAAGAAGAUCCAAUUGAAGAAAACGUUUUGAAAACCGUAAAGAAACCUAGAAAGUCGAUGGCAUCAUUCAGCUACAAUUCACCAGAAAAAUUUGCACCUAUGAACUCCGGAAAACGAAUCUCAUUCGCCGCGAAGGCUAUAAGUCCAGAAAUUAUUGACAAGAAUCUCCCCGCCUCGCAACCUGUGAAACGUGGAUCGAUCCCUGCCUCUCCCGUUCCCAGUAAAGUGAGAAAGAGUCUUUUGAGAACUCCCGGAGCUUACGAACCCCUGAAGGAACUGAAUGAGUCAAAAGAAGGAAGAUCGAGCUCAGUAGGAGCGAAUUAUGGUUCUGGUAAAACGAAUUCAGAAACCGGAGGAAAAUCAAAAUCUGUCAGCCCAUCUAACAAAUCUGCUAGAAGGCCACUAAUAAAGGACGAGAACAUAAAUACUUUGAACGCGUCUGGAAUUGAAAAUACUUUAACACAAAGGAAAAUAAUCAAACCGCACCGAAGAUCACGAGUCUCGAUUCGUACUGAUAGUCCCGAUUCAUCUCUGGAUUCGAUAACAGUUUUUUUGACACCGGAUGGAAGAACGCCAGCUUCAAGCAAGUUAGUCCAGGCCUCGACAAAAUCUAAAUUGCGAACUCCGUUUGUGUCGGCCAUGAAAGGGGCAAUAGAAACUUCUCCAAAGGACACAAAAGUGCCAUCUCCGAGAUCACAGAGAGCUUCACCAUGGAACAAGAGAUCGGCACUGGAUCAAAAUGUGGGAUCUUUGGCUAAAACACAAAUGCCGGUGAGUCCAAUGACGAAGAAAACGUUGUUGGCCAGAAGCUCGAUUGCCCCCACUCCUAGGACUACAAACAUGCGCGUGGAACUUUUGAAGAAAACUCUGAACAAACCUGCAAUGGUUGAACCUAAGGGUUUAAUUCAUGUUGCACCUAAAUCGGCAAAGAUCGCAGGCAGAAAGAGUAGCCUUGUGGACAAAAAAGAGAUAGUUGCCAAGAAAUCAGGAAACGCGUCGUGGGCAGAUGUUGCAAAGAAAAGAUUGACGCCGAAAAGAGUGGUUUCGAAGAUGAUCAAAGGCAAACGGACGUUCAAAUUGAGAGCGAAGCCAGUUAAGAGAAACGUUGUUCAUCAGGACAUGACUCCUGAUCUCGUGACCCUGAAGCCAACCGCGGUCGUCAAACCGAUGAUAUCAUCGGACGAAAAGAAAAAGACACCCGUAAAGGGUCAGCAAAUCCCGAAAGUCCGUUCUCCAGGAAUACAGAAACUUACGAAGACAACACUUGUAAUGCAAAAAGCAGUUCUCGACAGCAGAAAGGAACUGAUAGUGCGAAGUUUGACCUCAAAGACUACGGAUAAACCGGGCGUUGAAAUGAAGUCAGUUUCAGUAGCAAAACCUGUCAGAUCACCAUUGCAUUUAAAUUCAUCUUCCCAAAUUGGACCAAUGCGAGGGAUCACUGGUGUUAGAGCUUCAUUGAGCAAAAUAAAUGAACAAAACUUCCCAACUCUUAAAACAAGUGCGACUCUUGCUAAUUUACCUAGUGCAUUCUUAAGACGAUCUGCCUCUGCUGCCAAAAUCUCAACUCCAGUGAAGGUGGAACCGAGUCCUAGGUCCCAGUCAUCUGGAAAAGUUAAAAUGGUACCGAACAAACAAAGUUCUGCUGGCAAGAAAUCUGUGUAUGUUACCGUAACACCCAAAAGGAUGUACGAGGUAAAAACUCCGUCCCCAAAAGUAGUCUCAUCGCCUCAAACAAGGUCUACUGGAAAAACUCCAGUUACUAAACGUCCCUUACCGAAAGAGUCUUCUGAGAAAAAGAUUCCGCUGGAAUCGGAGUCAAAGCAAUUGCAGGUUACCAAUCGAACUUCGCUCAGCAAGACUCCUAUUAGUACAAAGAAUCCAUCGCCGAGGUCAAGAUCUUCAAGUAAAACGCCCAUCAAGAUCACAACACCUAGUAGACUGGCAUCCGCUAAAAAGAGCCCUAAAACUGGAACCAUGCCUACUGAAACUAAACGUAAAUCGGUUAGUAAGUCUCCAGCUAAGCAAGUAACUCCGGUUGUGAAAACGGAAGCUACACCAAAGCUAACCCCUCAAAACAAGUUACCUGUAGAACCGUUGAAGAGUGCGACCUUCAGCAAAUCCCCGGUGAGAGUAGCGUUGACUGUGAAAGAAGAAGCGCCAAUAGCGAAGACCCCUGGAAAAGGAGAGCUGGUUGCCGUUUCUUCUGUUGAAAAGUUACCCUCAGGUAGAGCCAGAUCAACCAGUAGAACUCCCAGCAAGUCAGCAGAGGUUGUGAAAUUUUCUUCUGAAAGCAAAAUAUCAGCUCAACAAGUAGAGAAAAUUGCCGGAGUUCGGAAAUCAAGAAGUAUGAGCCCGAAGUUAGACGGAAUGAUAAAAAUGUUGAGGACACCUAAAACAGUUCAAUCCCCGAGACUUUCUGGAAUAGCGAACCUUCUCAAAACUCCGGUGGUUGCUGCCGUAGAGGAAGCUAAAAGUUCUGCACAGGAAUUAACCUCAAAGAAUUCUGCAACGAAAGCGACUCCUCCAAGAUCUAUGAAAACUAGAACUAAGCGGGGUGCACAAAUAAAGAAGCAAGAAGUCAAUGGACAUGCUCAGGAAGCAAAGGCAUCACCAAGGAAGCUUAGUAAAAGAGGAGCUACGAAAUCAGUUGAAAAAGAAGCGACACCCGCCAAAUCACUCAGAGUGGUGUCUCCCGUCAAAAGUCGAACGCGAAAAGGGCGUGCGCUGAAGGUUAUCGAACCACCGGCUGAGAAAUCCCCAGCGAAGAAAAUUUGUUUUGAAAAAACUUUGAAGAGCCCGGCUAAAGAAUCGCCCAAGCCGAUGCGAGCAACGAGAGGUAAAAAAGCAGAUGCUUCUAAAGAGCCGAUUACAACUCCAGCAAAGAUUGAGCAUGUAGCAAAAGCUAAAACUUCAGCUAAAUUGAAGGAGCCGAAAGUAACCGAGGUAGUUGAGGUACUUACAAGCUCAAAGCGCGCACGACGCGGAAGAACAGCAGAAGAACCUGUGUCAGGAUCACCGUCUAAAAGAAUACCCGUAAAGAAAGAUCCAGUGAGUUCCAAAGCACAGAAACCUAAAACUCCAACCAAAAAGAAUGCAGUUAAGAAGUCUCCUGCGAUGAAAUCCCCGCCUGUAACCGAGGUGGUGACAGCUGAAGCGCCGAUGCGGAAUACUAGGGCGAGAAGGGUAAAAGAUAGGGUUGCUUCACCUGCUAAGAACCCAGAAAAAAAGAAGACACCUCAAGGAACUAAAAAGGAAGAAUCUGCCAAAAAAUCUAAGGAAGCGAAACCUUCUGCAGCUGAGGAGGCCACGCCUAAAGCGGGUGUGGUAAAAACGCGAACAGUAAGGGUAAAGGUUCAAAGUCCGAGUCCAGCAAGGAGCCCUGUUGUAGUGUCUACUCAGGCACCCGCCAAAUUAUCCAGGAAAAAUGAGGAAUCCAAAGUUCUGGCAGUAGAAGAGCCGAAAACAGUACUUUCACCUAGGAAAACCCGGAGAGGAGUGAAAGUCAGUCCGAAGAAAGCAGCCAGUCUGAAAAACACUUCUACAGCAGCAGCAAAAUCAAAUAAAACAACGAAGAUGAAGGCCAGUCCUGUGAAAAAAACAGCAGUAGUUAUUAACAGUCCUCCUAAAACAAGGUCACUUAGAACCCGAAAAAAGUGA
Messenger RNA from Symsagittifera roscoffensis, 4668 nucleotides. RefSeq names its product proliferation marker protein Ki-67-like. The record is from RefSeq and is a predicted model, not a curated record. Bases 1 to 4668 code for a protein of 1555 amino acids. Gene Ontology annotation, molecular function: protein binding. Lineage: Eukaryota; Metazoa; Xenacoelomorpha; Acoela; Convolutidae. The transcript has 8 exons. Gene Ontology annotation, biological process: regulation of chromosome segregation; regulation of mitotic nuclear division. Gene Ontology annotation, cellular component: chromosome; nucleus.